Messenger RNA from Frankliniella occidentalis (western flower thrips), 3694 nucleotides. RefSeq lists its product as uncharacterized. The transcript has 4 exons. Bases 385 to 3663 code for a protein of 1092 amino acids. NCBI's taxonomy places the organism in Eukaryota, Metazoa, Arthropoda, Insecta, Thysanoptera, Thripidae. The record is from RefSeq and is a predicted model, not a curated record.
CCGCCCCUCUCUCCCUCAUUCGGCGGAGGGGAUUUACGCAGCAAAACGAGUACGGCGCGGGUCUCCCCGGGCAGUCCGUUCGCAGCAGCAGGCCAGCGGCGACAAACACGGCAGGACGACGAGGAGUCGACGGGGCUGUAGAGUGACACCGCCGCACCACCCUGACUGGAUAGCGUGACCGCGCCGGGGAAGAGGACACCCGUCCAGGAUAGAGCUCUUGUUGUCCGGGCGCACACUCUGCUAGAGCACACAUCCUGCUGGAGAAUAUCGCCGCAGAAGGAGUCGCUGGAGAAGCAGCCGCGGGUUGAGAUCAUACUGCGGGGGGAAUGCAGCAGCAGGAGGCCUAAUCACACCAGCCACCAACGCCCGGCCCGGCUCGGCAACAUGGGCCGCUUGACUUGCAUCCUGGCGAUGGCCGCCCUGGCCCCCAUCCUGAUCGCGGGGGCGCAGCGCACGACGUACGGCGACAGACUCCGGGCCACGACCAGGACGCCGUUCACGCCGCGCCCAGGACUUUACUCGGCGCGUCCUCUCCAGCACGUGUCCAACGACCUGCCCGAGCAGCAGGGCGGUCCGGCCUCCUCUGCGGACGAGGAGGUGGACGUCGACGUGGACGGCUUUACGCUGACGGACACGCAGCGCCAGCCCGCCCGCACAAAGCCCAAGGUGGACCAGCGCGGCAGUCUCUACCGCCGGCAGAGGCCGACGACAUCCACUACGACGACAGCUCCGGAUGACAACGACGAGCUCGACCAGCGGCACCUCCAGGCCGACGAUCACCGGGACCCCUGCCGGCUGUCGCCCAACAGCUACCUGUGUGUGGCCUCGGUCAGGAGACGGCCUCAGCGGGGCCAGCAGCGGCACAGAGGUGCUCCCGUGGAGAAGGCGUCGACGACCACCACCACUACUACGACCACCACGACGGAGGCACCCCGGACGACGACGCGGCGCGCGCUGCCAGUGACAAUGGCCAGGCUGGGGAAGCCCAAGCAGCCCACCGUCAUCUACUCAAAUUUCUUUUUACCGGAAAAUGACAGAACAGUUUCUCCUGUUGAACCACAAAGGCAGUUCGAGGAUGUCGUCAUCACCCCCAAGUCAAGAAAGUCCGCCUCUUCACCAGUCCUUGACACCCGGUCGACGGUUCCGACGACACAGAGGCCCUUCUCAGGACUCUCAGACACUACGUCGGCAAUGGGUUUGGAUGAAAACGCCUCAUUUGAGGACGAGGCCAUCCUCUUCCCCUCCACGAUGUUUGCCGACGACGUUCCCACGACCACCACCAGCCGCCCGGCGUUCACCGCCAGCCGCAGGCCAGUCAUGGCCUUGCCUCCGACACGGCCUCGGCCUGACCUCGCGGAUCCAGAGCGGAGUAUCUGUGAUGACCCGGCCCAUAUGUUUCUCUGCGAGCGACCAGCAAGUAAGCAGCAGAGGCCUCGGCAGAGCGUGGAGUACUCCCGCCGGCCCACCGGCCUCACCAGCUCGGCGGGCCGCACCAGGACGACCUUGCUGGCGGCUGACCCUGACAGCGAUGGCCACGGCCUCGACUUCGACUACGCAAGGCCAGAACAGCCGUCAUCGCUGCUGCCCACUAUCUCAUCACGAUCCGAGUUGCGGGAUGACGACGCCGAUCGAUACGAGCCGCAGAAUUCUGAGGGCGUCGUCACUGAAUCAUACCUUAACUACAACCCCAUACCUGAUGUAAUGCCGGAUGAUCCAAAGGUUGACCCCGCCGUCGGCGACUAUCGUUACCCGAACCCAAUGUUUGCUUUCCGCCAGGGCAGCCGACCUGAGACCACCGCGUUUAGCUUGCCAAUGCGCUCUCAGCCGUAUGGAAGCCUCCAGCAGGACACGCUACGCGGUCUGGGGCCAGCCAAGUUCCCCCAGUUCGCCAAAUCCGAGGAGAUCCUUUCGAAGGGCACGCUCGCCGACGACGACCAGAGCGUGAUGGGCUCGAGCGACCAGCCGUACGCCGUCAGAUAUCACAGUGGGCUAGUGGUACGAGCGCCGCAGUCAGCACCUUACGCCGGCACCCAGCACCAGCCGACCCAUAGUGUGGUCGUCAGCAUACCGCAGCCCGCGACGCAGGUGCCGCAGCAGGUGCCACAACAGGUGCCGCAGCUAGUGCCGCAGAUCAUGCCCCAGGGCCUGGCGUACACGGUGCAGCCCAGCAUGGAGACCCUCGUGGCGGCGGUGGCCCAGCGGCAGCGGGAGGAGGAGCACAACAACUUCGCGGCGCACGCCAUCCUGACGGCGCUCCACAUGCAGGCGGACGCCAUGCGCGCCCAAGGCGCCGUACCGGACACUCUGAUCAACAGCAAACCAGAGACAGGCUCGGAGGCGACAGAGAGACCCGUAAAAGGCUCGAAGAAGAACAAGAAGAAAACAAACAAACAUCGGAGCAAGCCCAAGCUCGAGGAGCAGGACCUCGACAUCGUCGGGGUCGGGGAGUCAGAUUUUGAUACGCGGCCCUUCCGCGAGUCCUUGGAUAUACCCCACGGCCACCGCAGGCCGUCGGACGUGCUACUGGUGGAGCCUCCACGGGGCUCCGUCAUCCUCAUGGACAGCCGGGCGCCGCUAAUGUACCGCGGACCGCCGCGCCCCAAGCACCGCCCCGUCGUCUACCACCGGCACAAGCGCCAGGACUCGAACGGGUACAUCUACCCGAGGCCCACCGAGGGCGGCGCCGUGGCGCCCGGCAGCGUGCCCGCCGACGACGACGAGGGCUACGACUACCCGAAGCCGGGAAGAGCGGCCACCCCUAAGCACGAGACCGCGCUGCAGGAGGGCCCCCUGGCGAGGCUCACUACACUGCAGGAGCGGCUGGCGGCGGCCGAGGGGCAGCUCCGGGAGCGGCAGCCGGUGGCGGGGGCGGGUACGCCGUUGGUUCACAGCGGACCCCAGCGGAACCGGCUACACUACAUCAUUCAGUGCAGCCCGGAGGAGGCCGAGGCGCUGCGCCGCCUGGACGCGCCCGCGCGCCGGGCCAAGAGGUACGCGCCGCCGCCCUGCCCCACCUCGGUGCAGUACGUGGUGCAGGGGCUGGGCGCGGACCCGACGCCGCCUGAACAGCAGCGCCGCGGCCGGCGCGCCACGCCGCCGCCCUACGCCACCUGGGCGCCGUACGUCAUCCAGGGCGCGCCGCCCGAGCCGCCGCCCGAGCCGCAGCCGCGCAGGGAGAAGAAGGCCGCGCCGCCGCCGUACGCCACCCUGGCGCCCUUUGUCAUCCACGGCGGUCUCGGCGGCCAGAGCAGCCCGGAGCAGCAGGACGAGAGGCGGCCGGGCAAGCGCAUGACGCCGCCGCCGCAGCCCAGCCUGGCGCCCUUCGUCAUCCACGGGCCGCUCCCGCGCGCGCCGCUCUCCUGUCUCUGGACGCGGCAGGCCGAUGACGACCCGGACCCCCGCCGCCCCGCCACCCCAGGGUCCGUCUUCGCCUCCGCGCGGGCCGACGCCGGCACGGACGCGGUGGCCAUCGGCGGCGCCCGGCCCAAGACGGCCCUGCCCCUCGGGAGAAAGAAGGCGCGCCACCAGAACGACGCCGACGACAAGGAGAACAACAGCGACGACGACGUGGACGUCGAGGGUGCGGCGAGAAACGACCGCCCGCAACAGCCGACCAGAUCGCGGAAGAAAAGGGGAAACGGGGAGAGGGAAAGGCCAAGCUAGAGGCCUAGCUAGAAUAAUAAAAGAUAAGAAC